AUGUCUGCCCAAAGACCAACCGGCCAUGGCGCAGCUGGCGACGACACUCUGUCCUCCAAGACUCAGACGGCGACCAUGACAUCGACGACGGCCAUGGCCACUCCGUUCCCACCGUCGACAGCAGAGCAACCAUCGACCCGAAAGGAACCACCUCCCGAAAAACUAUGCGAUAUUCGCAGACGCAUAUGGGUUAUAGGCUCGUUCUGGUUGAUCGUCCUGCUCUUGGGAUUGCCAAUAUGGUGGAAGACGACUACCAUCCACCGAGCUAAUCUUCCCCUGAAGGAGAUGCUCGACUGGGCUGAUGGCAAGGCAUGUCGUCCUGUCUUUCCCCUGCGCAUCUCAAUACAAGCCAACUCGCUCCAGGAGCACGAGGCUCAGAACCUCCUCCGUCUCACCCAACACGCCCUCGAUGACCUUAACGAUUUCUCGGGGCACCACUUGCGCCUGCAACUUUCCGCGCCCGCCGCAGCACAGAAACUAAAUGACGAAUCCAACGCGGCUCUCACGAUACGUCUUCUUCCUGGCGAGGCCGUGACAGCAACACUCGAUCCUUACGAGCCGGUCCUAGAUAUCACAUAUCCACCGAAUGCUGCGCCCUCGGCAACAUCAGCUUCGUCAUCGCUAGCGACCUACGUGGCCGGCCAGCUACGAUCUACUUUUGCCGAGGAGCAAGCCAUUAUAUCCUACCUGCUCUCUAGCAACUCGAUACCGACCGAUUACCGGCCUCAGGGCUUGACCCCAGAAGCGGUCGAAUCACUUGCCAAGCGGACCACACGAUCACUCAAGUAUGCGCCGACAUACCACCUCACCUUUUCUCUGUUCACUAGCGGACCGCUUCCAAGCAGCUGGGACAUUGAAGCCGCGAUUCAAGACUACAUGAAACCCGUGCUCGAUCUGCUCUCGCCCAUCCAUAACUUUACGAUUGAUACCCAGGUGCAGCUCUACGCAUCCCCUGGAGUGCAGAACCAGGCACUUGGCAAGGAUGACCUCUCGUCCUUCAUCAACGCCGCUGAAUGGCCUCUUUCUCCCUCCAUCGGCGGUGCACCAACGGUGAACUUCAUUGUGUUCGUUGGCAACCAGACCAUUGCGCUGCCCUCCCAGAAUGGCCAGGACUCAACCGAGGGCGGCUUGACCACUUCCCAGUCAUGGCUGAUCCCACAAUGGGGCACCGUUUACUUGCUUUCCCUUCCCCAUGAUACGGCUCACGUGUCUGUCGAUGCCCUGAAGCAGCCUUUGUUGACCUUUACAUCCCACCUCUUGUCCCUUACCGGGACCCCAAACUCUGGUUCCCUCCCGCUGCGCCUGUCUACGCUGUCCCGUAUCCGCUCGGCAGACCUACUUCUCCGGGCCUCGUCUACCCUCGGUUCCUUGGCUCGUCUUGCCUUGGCACUCAAGUCCAUUUCAAUCCCUAGCAGUGUCGCGGAUGGUGUCUCCAAGACCAUUUAUCAUCUGCGCCAAGCUUGCGAGACCCUGGGCGAAGCCGAGGGCUUGGAGCAUGCCAGAAUCGCCGAGGCCGAGGCUGAGCGGGCCUUCUUCGAGAAGAGCAUGGUUGGCCAGCUGUAUUUCCCGGAUGAGCACAAGGUCGCCGUAUAUCUUCCUUUGCUUGGACCUGUGGCUGUGCCCUUGGUCAUGGGAAUGUUGAACGAGUUGAAGGCUUGGAGGAAGAGGAGAAAGGAGGCAGCAGAGAAAGGGAAGGAGAAGAAGAAGGAGUGA
This is a messenger RNA of Sordaria macrospora k-hell, 1713 nucleotides long. RefSeq lists its product as uncharacterized. Gene Ontology annotation, cellular component: GPI-anchor transamidase complex. The record is from RefSeq and is a predicted model, not a curated record. NCBI's taxonomy places the organism in Eukaryota, Fungi, Ascomycota, Sordariomycetes, Sordariales, Sordariaceae. Gene Ontology annotation, biological process: attachment of GPI anchor to protein.